AUGGACCUUCAAGAAGUUAUUACAGAACUGAGUAGAACAGAAGAGAUCCGGACAGUUUUGUACUUUCUCAAUGAUGCCGAGGAAGAAACAGACCAGAUUAUUCUGAAGGAUUUAAACCCUCUUAUUGGGACCAUUCCGAAACUUAUACUCAAAGAUGCUUCACAGGGAAUGACUAUAAAGGAUGAUUUCAACGAAGAUACUUUGUCCCUAGUUUUUGCCUCAAAUUGGACCAACGGAACUAUCAUGGAAACUGUCAAAGGAACUCUAAAAGGGAGUGUUAUGUCGAAAGUCAUCUUUAACUUCUGCAUAGAGGAUGUUUCUGAGGAGAUUCUGGAAGAGAUGUUCACCUGGUUGUGGUACCAUCGGAUGUUUAAGAGUCUCGUCAUUUGGAACAAUCACACGUUCACGUUCAAUCCGUAUCCUGACAUAAGCAUUGCAGAGGUCACAUCAGCAAGAUCGCUUAGUUCCGUUUUCUCAAAGAAAGUAGUCAACUUUGAGAGGAGUUCCAUCAAGGUCAUCCUCAAUUUGGGCGCAGCAUCCUUCAUCAAAUAUGUAGAUCGUAAAGGAAACUUGCAAUACGGCGGUCCCUUUCUAAAAACCAUCCUCACAUUUAUUGAAAAGCGAAAUGGAACUUUCUCUGAAUAUAAUCGGAAAUUUAGUGACAUUACAGAAUUAAGAACUGCUCUUGCUCGGAGAGAGGUCGAUAUAAUGUCAGUCAUGGUGAUGGGGUAUGGGACCAAUGACGAAUUGACAUAUCCUGUAUUGUUCGAUUCAUCGUGUAUCAUGUUCCCGUAUCAAAAGGAAGUUCCCAGAGCAUACUAUCUAAUGUUGCCGUUUCAAAAAUCAAGUUGGAUCCUAGUUGUCAGUGGAAUAUUGGUUUUAUUCAUAUUUGUGAUAGUUUCGGAAUCCCUGAAUGGCAGAAAAUUCAGUUCCUUAUUUCAGGAAACGUUAUUCCUGGUCUUGCGGAUGGUCAUCCAGCAGAUAGAUUUCAAAGAUGGGCCGCUCGCGGGCCGCCUGCUAAUUCAUAUUCUGGGAGUCGUCCACUUUAUGCUUCUGUCAAGCCUUUAUCAAAGCGGCUUGAGCAGCUUCUACACCAAAUCGGUCGCCGGCACGCAAAUCGACACUGCCGAGGAUCUAUUCAGAACCCAGUAUCGAAUAUUGAUUAAACCUCAGACACUGUAUUUUCUCCGCCUUCAAAGUGGUUUUGGCCAUAAUGUCCUGGAACGUUUCUUACCAACUAUUGACCCGCUAUCUGGCAAUCUCAAUAAAGUGAAUAUGAAGUUUGGUUAUUUUAUAGGAACAGAAUAUUUGGCCAUUUUCAAUGAGAUAGAGAGACAAUACUCAAAAAGAUACUUUCAUAACAGCAAAAUGUGCUUAUUUCAGACACCCAUUUGUAUCAUGAUCCAAAAGGACUACCCAUUCAAGGAAGAAUUUAAUGAAGUGAUACUUCGGCUAACUGCCAGCGGCUUCAUUGAUAAGUGGCAAAAGGGAGUUUUCUACGAAAACAAGGAAGCAGGAUAUAUAAAUAUGACCCUGACAACUGAAAGCCUCUUGAGACCUUUGGUAUUUGACGAACUCUAUGCAAUUUGGAUUAUUUAUACAAUAGGUGUCUUUGUAAGCAUUACUGUCUUAGCCGCAGAGAUAUUGUGGAAGUUAAUAAGAACCUCGUCAUGCUUAAAUUUAAAUCAAUUUUAA
Hermetia illucens (black soldier fly) is the source of this 1695-nucleotide messenger RNA. RefSeq lists its product as uncharacterized. The coding region runs from base 1 to 1695 and encodes 564 amino acids. NCBI's taxonomy places the organism in Eukaryota, Metazoa, Arthropoda, Insecta, Diptera, Stratiomyidae. The transcript has a single exon. The record is from RefSeq and is a predicted model, not a curated record.